Anneissia japonica is the source of this 5895-nucleotide messenger RNA. RefSeq names its product ribosomal protein S6 kinase delta-1-like. Gene Ontology annotation, biological process: protein phosphorylation. The coding region runs from base 72 to 4238 and encodes 1388 amino acids. The record is from RefSeq and is a predicted model, not a curated record. Gene Ontology annotation, molecular function: phosphatidylinositol binding; ATP binding; protein kinase activity. Lineage: Eukaryota; Metazoa; Echinodermata; Crinoidea; Comatulida; Comatulidae. The transcript has 12 exons.
GUCUUUGCAGUCUGACAGUACAAUCCACAUAGGCCCUUUCUCACUCCACUCACUCUCACUGACGUUACACAAUGGCUACUAGUAAUAGGCCUAAGCUGGGUAGAAAAAAGGAGCAAUGGGUACGGAGCUUUACAGUUUCCGAUCCAAUUACACAUCCUAAAGGAUUCACUAUUUACAAAGUAACAUAUAUGGGGUUUUUAAUCAACAAGCCAGAAGAAACAAUUGAGGUAACAGUUUGGAAAAGAUAUAAUGAUUUUAAGAAACUGUAUAAAGCACUGUUUACAAUUCAUCAGCAAAUGCGCCGGCCAGAAACAUUUCCUCCGUUUGCAAAGGCGAAACUUUUCGGUCGAUUUGAUGAAGAAGUUAUUGAAGAACGACGGAAAAGCACCCUUAAGUUGUUGGAAUUUACUGCUACAAAGUCCUACCUAGUCAACAGUCAAUAUUUUGUUAAAUUUUUUGAGGGAGGUGAAAAGAAAGUUUCAGAAGAAAAAGAACAGCCAGUCCGAAAAAACAUAUUAGUGCCAGAAAUAUUAACUCCUCAACUCAAGAACCAAGAAAAAACUGAAACAAUUGAACCACCUCAAGUCAGUUCUGGUGCAAAUUCUCCUAACCUGGCCCGACGGAUAUCGGAAAAUCCCUCAUCCGACCUGGGUGGUAUUUGGCUUCAUAGACAGGAUGAGGAAGAUGAUCCACUAUCAGAGUUAAGAGGAUUAGACAUUCAGGAUAGCCAAAUUAGUUUUGAUGGUGAUGACGAUGAUGAUGACAGAACAACCUUCAGUGAAGACUCAGUGCCAUCAACUCCUCUUCCACAAGUGCAGGACCUCUCCUUCUUCGAUCCACUUGCUGAUGCAGAGCUUCCUGUAGAGUCAAACGAUGGCCUAAUGUCACACAGUAGUAGCUGGCUCUUUGAGGCAAUGGAUAUGUGUGCUGGAUUGCAAGAGAAAGAGGUACCAAUUGAUUCAUUUUCAACAGCAUCAUCUGACACUCCUAGUGAUGGAAUCACAUUGAACUUCCCAAGACAACCAGUCAAUCAUGUAGCACCAGAUUAUGCUGAUGCUGGCACCAGUAGUCACACUACAACUACAGAAAAUACAUCUCACUUAAAAGCUGAAGAAAAGGAUUUAUCCGGUGAAAGUAGGGUUCCUGAAACGCGCAGAGAUGAUCACCAUGCAAAGUCAAUGGCGAGAGCUUACUUAAACUGCAUUCGGGCCCAGCAAGCAGCUGAGCGGGAUGAACAGCUAGGCGCUCAUGGCGGUAUUGUUGACAGUAGGAAUAUGAUGGUGCAGCAGUUACCAAUCGGGGUGCAAAAUGAGGCAUUGCAUGAAAUAGCAUCUCGUGAAAAAACUAACAUAAACUUAUCUGUCGAUACCGUAUCUACAAUGGACCUCGGUGGUGAAGAAGAUUAUUUAUAUAAAGCAGCUAAUCAUAUUCAACUUGCUUUGGAAAGUGAAUCUACAGGGAACUAUAAGUCUGCAUUUACUUACUACAAAACUGGGGUCAAUGUCCUACUACAAGGUGUUGUUACGGACAACAAUAAGGCCCGACGUGAGGCAGUUCGUCGCAAGACAGCCCAGUACCUAAUGAAAGCAGAAGACUUAUAUAAGAAGUUCCUUUCUGCAGAGGCCGCGAGUGCCAAUCGCUGGAAUUCAGAUAAAUUUCAUAUGGAAAUUAAUCACAACUCAAUUCAUUUACGAGGGUCAUUUGAUGACCUUAAGAACUUUAAAGUGAUUGGAAUAAUUGACCGGGUGCUUCUAGUGCUAGAUAUGGUGUCUAACCAAAUGUUUGUAAUCAAAGUUUUACAAAAGUGUGCUGUACCUUCAAAGAAAAGGAAAACCUGUGUGCCAGCAAAGUGUCGCUUUAUGGUUCAACUCUGCCGAUACUUUGAAACGGAAAAUGCCAUAUAUCUUGUUUUAGAACAUGCCACUGGUGGAAAACUUUGGGAUUAUGCUAGCGGGUACUUGAGGCAGGAAGAGGAUGUUAUAUGCAAACAAUCGACCAAUAGUGUUGAUUGCAGCAUUGGCAGCAGAACAUCCAGCAGGACAUCAAAGAGGUCUCGUGGCAAUAGCGUACAUGAAGAUUUUCCAGUAAAUGAACCUGCAGUAGAUGAUGUUUUUGAUUCAACUACAGGUGAAAAAAAUGAAAAAGAUAUUCAUGGUAUAAGUAGACUUGGAAGUGCAUGUCAGGCAUCUGAUGACAAUUUAAAUUUAGAACUUUCAGUUAACCGGUUACCUGAUCUGAAUUCACAAACAGAAUUAACAGACACCAGCCCAAUAUCAGAUAAGGAAAAUGGUAACCAAGACUGUGCAAGCAGUUAUGCAGAACUCAUUACUGACUACUCAAAAACUAUAAAAUCAUGUGGUGUUGAAAGCACUUCUAAAGAGUCCUCAAAAAUUGUAACAGAUCUAUCUGUCAUCACUGACUCUACUCCUUCAUCAGACUUUUCUGCCAUUGAUGAGUCUGAAGAUUUUAGUAUGAGCACUCUUAUUGAGAAAAGCUUCCAAUAUGAAGAUAGCCAGACGCAAAAUGAUGGAGUAUCUUGUGGGACGGAGGAUCAUCUAGACUCGGUAUCAUCACUUCCGGCAAAUAAUGUCACUCCUAAAAGCCAACCUCCUCCAAUGAGUUUAUUUAGUAUUGACAGCUUAGAAAGUCCUUGUGAGUAUUCAAGUCCAGAAAAUGGGAAUGUCACAAAUGGCAGAGCAUUUAGUUUUUUUUCAGAUGCACACAAUCCUGGUAGAACUUUAAACAAUAUUCCAGAGGUUAGUGAUGCAUCAAGGAAGCUUGACUUUGGUAGUUGUCCAGAUGAAGAGGUCUUUAAAGCUACUGAAGUUAAUAAAUUAUUUGAUAACAAGUCUGUUAUUAACUCCCAUUCAGUUAAACCUCCUAGUCUGUAUAUGAAUAACAUUGAUGAUGAUCUACCUAUCGUAAUAGAUGCAUAUAUGCACAAACCGCCAGAUACAAGAGGAUUUGCAGUUGUCAUGGACUCAAAAUGGAGCAGCAACUCUUCAUCUAUUGAUGGUGAUUCCUCAGAACUUUUGCAGUCAGUUGAUGUUAAGUAUGACGGUGAAGAAAAGGAUGAAGAUGAUUUUCUAGUAAUAGAUUUAGUUGACAGUGCAAUGAAUAGAGCUGAUGAAAAUGACCAAAAUAGUACUCAACGUCCAGAACUCCAAACUCAGACUUCAAGAAGCAACCUGAAUGUUUCUGGGAUGGGUAAAGGAUGUUUCCCUGGUAUUGAGACUAAUGACCAAAGUGAAGCGAAUAUAAUGAGCAGUGAAUUAAGCACCAAAGAUGUAUUAAAUUUGCCUCAAAAAACAAAUUCAGAGAGUUCAACAGAAGAUAAAAAUUUCUCAGUCUUUGUCAAUCCAUUUGAGAAAUAUGAAUCAGGGGAACCUAAUGGGGUUAAGAACCAACCACAAUUCAAGACAUGGGUUAGUAUUGAGGAUUCUCCAAAUCACAAGCCUGCAGUCACAAUCCCAAAGGGCAUUCCAACUCCAGUUUGUAGUCCAACACGAAAAACCACCACUACCACACCACUGGAUCUCAGCAAAAAGGAUUCCACUGACACUGUUGUAACUAAAGAUUUGAAGAAUGAACAUCUGAACAGUGACAAUUCUGUAGGAGAUCAAACUUUAACAAAUAGUGGUAGUCAAAUUGACAGGAAAACAUUGUUUUCUCGGGAACGUACUAUGUCUGCUCUGUUUGAGAAUAUUGACAGGAAAAAGUCAAAAGGUGCUGUUACACUGCCCGAGUCAUGUGUCCGUGUAUGGAUAGCGGAGAUAAUUCUUGCUUUGGAUGAUCUACAUUCCAUGGGUAUUAUUUGCAGAGAUUUAAAUACUAGCAACAUCCUUCUAGGAGAGCGUGGCCACAUCCGUUUGUCUUACUUCAGCGUAUGGCAGUAUAUAGAGAAUGAUUUGAACGAGUCAGCAAUGGAGAAUUUUUAUUCCGCCCCAGAAGUCAAUGGAAUAUACAAGGUGACACCUGCUUGUGAUUGGUGGAGUGUUGGCGCUUUGUUAUUUGAACUGCUUACAGGAAAGUCUUUGCAUAAUUGCCAUCCAAGUGGAAUCAAUAGUCAUACAGAAUUAAAAAUACCAGACCAUGUAUCAAAGGAAGCAAAGUCACUGCUGAACCAGCUUCUGUCCGUAAACGCAAGUGAGAGGCUUGGCUCAGGAUUAUCUGGAGCAGACGAAAUCAAGGUUCAUCCUUUCUUCAGGGACAUCAACUGGAAAACAUUAGCAAGCUGAUAAAGGACUCAAAAACUUUUUAAAUUGAGUUUUAAAGCUAAAUUAGUCUGGGAAAAAAACAGCUGAUAUACAGUAGAUACAAUUUAAAACUAUUCUGUUUAUCAUUAAGUAAAUAAUUUAAUUUAAAACUGUAUUAUUUAUUUUAAAAGGAUAGCACUCCUAACUCUCUCAGAUGGUAAUGUGAUGCUUUUAUAGAUAGUAUACAACUUUAAAAUUGUUUAACACUAAAACAAAACAAAUGUAAAGUACAGAAGUACAGUUUUCUUUUACUGUUAUCUUAUUCCUAUAUACUUAUACUAUUUUAAAAUAUUGUAAUGUAAAUUAAUUGUAAUAAUUAUCAAUGUCGGAUAAUUUUAUAAAUAUAAAUAGCAUAACUAUAUAAUUCAACAAAUUGAAAAGAUAAUCUGAGGGUUUCUAUAAUAUUUUAACCAGCAUGUCUUUGUUGUAAUCUUAAAAUUCAAGUAUAUUACUUGAUCUUUUAAUUUUUGUAUAUAAAUUAUUUAUGAAUAUAAUUAUGUUGCCAGCAAGUACGUAAUGGUGCUGCAUAUAAUUAAUUGCCUGCUUCAUUAAAUUAGUGUGAAUAAUGUUUAUCUUAUGAAUACUUAAAACAAACUAUGGCCAAUUGCGAGAACACACCUUUGAAAGAUAAUGAGGACGUAGGCUUGGUUGCAUGGUACUGUAGUUUACUGCACGCAGGAAGCCAGAGGCUGAAUCUUCUGUUUAUCGUUAAGGGGUGUUCUCUCUUAAUUGGGAACUGUCAGUACAGUACUCUGUUCAUUAGGAUACCUUAUAAACAAGAGUACCAAAAUCACUGAAGAUUUGUAUGUAAUGUUUAAAAUGUAAAUGAUAAUAUAUGGUAGUAAUUUAUUUUUUUAAAUAUCUGAGACCACUAAGCCUGACACUAGCAAAUCCAGUUGUGUGGAAAAGUUGUUUUUUCCCAGGUCAACUUGCAAUAACUUAUUCAUUUUAGUGAUUCAAUAUUAUUUAUUGCUAUAUAAGUUACUAUAUUUUUAUGUCAUUUUAUCUGUUUUUGUUUGUGGGGAUUAGGUCAACAAACAUUGCACUGUAUUGGUUUGCAUAUUCAAUGUGCAUUUAUUUUAGUAUGGUGCUUUAGUAGACAAAUAAGAAAUUACAUAUUUUUUGUUGUUUAAUUUUUACCCAUGUCCUCCAAAAUGAUUACUGAAGCACCUGGUAUAUUUGAUUCAAUGAUAAUUUUAUCUGAAAAAUACUAGUGUAAACAGUACUUAAGUAAAACAACAUAUAUGCACUACCAGUUUUUCUAGCGAUAGUAAUAGCCCUGAACAUGUGUUCUUUAUGAAACGUAUAAUGGUGAAACCUGAACAUGUAUAAAUUUUGAAAACUUCACUAGUUUGUACCCUCCUUCAUAGUGGGCUUGAAUGUAAGUAGUGGGUCAUAAAACCUAUGCAGAAAUAAUGUACCUCUAAAUUCAGCUGAAUAGACUAUGGUUUACUGUUGUCAAAGUAAAUCUAAGGACUGUUUUCUAUUUACUACAGUAUUGGUAUUCAUCAAUUUGAACAAUCAAAUUCAUAUUAGUUUCUUCAUCAUUCUAGCAUGGUGUAUAUGAAUUGAUGUGCUGGAGCUUUGUGUUUUUAAUAAACUUUCAAUAAAUCAAUAAAUUACAACAGGUCAUUUGUUA